AUGUACGGACGCUUCGAACUCGAUUGUGGGAGCGAGAUGGGGGUGGAGGUGGUGUAUGCCGAUACCGCACCCGAGACGUGUCUCGAGCAGGACGUGGUGGGGGGGGGGGCUUUUGAGGCCACGCUCCAGACGUCUCGCGGAAACAGACGCCUUUAUGAGGCGUUCUCGAGCGUUAUGCGGUUCCACAACCCCGCAGAGCCGUCUGUCGUGAUUGUGAGCGUCAUGUUCGAGGACAGAACGUGGCACAAUAGGUUCGUUUCCGAGUCCAACAGGAGGAUCGCCGCGGCGCACGAAUUUGCGACCGAGAGGCUGUGA
This is a messenger RNA of Colletotrichum graminicola M1.001, 315 nucleotides long. Its product is annotated as 1-aminocyclopropane-1-carboxylate synthase. NCBI's taxonomy places the organism in Eukaryota, Fungi, Ascomycota, Sordariomycetes, Glomerellales, Glomerellaceae. The coding region runs from base 1 to 315 and encodes 104 amino acids. The record is from RefSeq and is a predicted model, not a curated record. The transcript has a single exon.